This is a messenger RNA of Knipowitschia caucasica, 906 nucleotides long. NCBI's taxonomy places the organism in Eukaryota, Metazoa, Chordata, Actinopteri, Gobiiformes, Gobiidae. The record is from the annotation of a GenBank genome assembly.
AUGGACUGUGUUUCUGUCCCACAGGGCCGGCUUCACCAACCAGCCGAGUCAAAACCAAAGAUCGAACCACAUCUCCAUCCCAUCCAAACACGUGUAUCCCCCAGCGCGACUCCCACAGAGAUGAAUAGCUCCGGGAACAAGCGCGCUCCGACCACCGCCACGCAGAGACUGAAACAGGACUACCUCCGCAUCAAGAAAGACCCAGUGCCUUACAUCUGCGCCGAGCCACUGCCCACCAACAUCCUCGAAUGGCAUUACGUCGUCCGAGGCCCAGAGAAAACGCCAUACGAAGGGGGAUAUUACCACGGAAAGCUCAUCUUUCCCCGAGAGUUCCCUUUCAAACCCCCCAGUAUCUACAUGAUCACCCCCAACGGCAGGUUCAAGUGCAACACCAGGUUGUGUUUGUCCAUCACAGACUUCCACCCCGACACAUGGAACCCGGCCUGGUCCGUGUCCACCAUCCUGACCGGCCUCCUCAGCUUCAUGGUGGAGAAGGGCCCCACUCUGGGCAGCAUCGAGACCUCCGACUUCACCAAACGACAGCUCUCAGCUCAGAGUUUGGUCUUCAACCUCAAGGACAAAGUUUUCUGUGAGCUGUUUCCAGACGUGGUCGACGAGAUGAAGCAGAAGCAGAAGGCGCAGGAGGAGCUCUUGUGUCGCACGCAGCCGCUGCCGCUGCCCGACGUUGUCCCGGACGCUGACCCGCAGCAGGCGCACUUCCUCCCCCCGCUCAACGGUAACGCGCCUGCCGAUGCGCUGAACCACCACCGCGCAGCGCUCCACCACCAGCCCAACCGCAACCAUGGACUACUAGGCGGCGCGCUGGCCAACCUGUUUGUGAUUGUGGGCUUUGCGGCGUUCGCCUACACGGUCAAAUACGUCCUGAGGAGCAUAGCGCAGGAGUGA